Molecule: messenger RNA, 2859 nt
Organism: Hemisphaericaspora subhashii
Lineage: Eukaryota; Fungi; Ascomycota; Pichiomycetes; Serinales; Debaryomycetaceae
Gene: VPS35
Product: retromer subunit
Exons: 1
Coding region: 1-2859 (952 amino acids)
Biological process (GO): intracellular protein transport; retrograde transport, endosome to Golgi
Cellular component (GO): retromer complex; retromer, cargo-selective complex; late endosome
Source: RefSeq, a predicted model, not a curated record
AUGAAACAAUGUCUUAAUGAUAAUCAAUUAUUACCAGCUUUAAAACAUUGUUCAAAUUUCUUAAAUGAAUUAAGAACCAAUUCAUUAUCACCAAAACAAUAUUAUGAGAUUUAUAUGAUGGUAUUUGAUUCACUUGAAACUUUAUCCAGUUAUUUAAUCAGUAGUCAUAAUUCAAAACAAACUAAAUUAGAAAAACAACGUGCUGGUGAUAAAGAUGUUCAAAGUCCAUUUUUGGCUGAUUUAUAUGAAAUUGUUCAAUAUUCUGGUAAUAUUAUUCCAAGAUUAUAUAUGAUGAUUGUGAUAGGUACGACCUAUAUGUCAACCAAGGAUGCACCUAAGAAGGAGAUUAUGAAAGAUAUGAUUGAAAUGUGUCAUGGUGUACAACAUCCAAUUAGAGGAUUGUUUUUGAGAUAUUAUUUAUCACAAAGGAUAAAGAAUUUAUUACCAUUUUCAAAUAAUGUUGAUUUUAAUGAAACUAUUCAAUUUUUGAUUAAUAAUUUUAUUGAAAUGAAUAAAUUAUGGGUUAGAUUACAACAUCAAGGACAUUCACUGGAACGAGAAUUAAGAUAUAAAGAAAGAAAAGAAUUGAAGAUAUUGGUGGGAUCUAAUUUAGUUAGAUUAUCACAAAUUAUUGAUGAUUAUACUGGAGAUGUUGAUUAUUCUGCUAUUAAAUUUUAUCAAGAACGGGUGUUCCCCACAAUUACUGAACAAAUUAUUCAAUGUCGUGAUCAUUUAGCUCAAAGUUAUUUAAUUGAUGUUUUAUUACAAAUAUUCCCAAAUGAUUUUCAUUUUGCUACUUUAGAUAAAUUAUUAAAUGAAAUUUUUAUAAAUCUUCAUCCAAUGUUGAAAAGAAGUGAAUUGGUAAAUACUUUAAUUGAAAGAUUUGUUUCAUAUAAGAAAUUUACUAGUGAUGUAUCUAAUUUAUCAAUUGAAGAACAAUCUCAACAACAACAACAAGAAGAAGAUAUUGAUAUCAAUAAACUAUUUGGUUCAUUUUGGUCAUUUUAUUUAAAAGUAUGUGAAUUAGAUCCUGAAUUACCCUUGGAAGAACAUACAACACUUUUGGAAUCAUUAAUAAAUCUUUCAUUAACAUUUGAUCCUGAGAAUUAUUCUAAUUUAGAUAUUAUUUAUAAAUAUUCCGCAGAAAAAGUAUCAAACAAUAAGUCAGGAAAUGAAGAAGAAGAAAUGUGGAUGCAGUUAUUAAUUGUUCCAAUUAAUCAUUUUAAAUCUAUUAAAACAUUAUUUAAAUUAGAAUUUUUUUAUGAAUUUUAUUCAAAAUUAUCAAAUAUUGGUUUACAAAAACAAAUAUCUUUAGCUAUUGUUGAUAAGAUAUUAUCACUUAUUGAAGAAAAUGAUAAUGAACCUGAUUAUCUUGUUGAUGUGAGUGAAAUCGAUGGGAUAUUUAAAUAUCUUUUAGUAUUAAUUAAAGAUUCACUGGGACAAUUAAACACGGCAAAGAAUUUGGGAAUUACUAAGACUAUUAAGAUUAAUAAUAAUGAAAAGACAUUAACACCAGAAUUUCUUGAAAUUCAAGAAAAGAUAUGUAAAAUACUUCAACUAGUUGAAAUUUCCCAUGAUCCAUUGAAAAAUAUUUCAAAUUUAAUGUAUAUUAGAAAGAAAUAUUUAAAUAAAAGUUUUGAAAAUAUUAUAUAUACUUAUCCAACAUUAAUUUCCAGAAUUUUAUAUAAAUUGAAAUUAAUUGGCUAUGUUAAUUUACAACAACAACAAAAGAAGAACAACAACAACAAACAAAACAAGAAUAAUAAUUUAGAUUUAUUAAUCACAUCAAAUUUCAAAAACUUAUCAGUAAUUAUCGAUGAAUUAUAUCAAUAUCAUCAAGAUUAUUCCGCAGAAUUAAUUCUCAAUAUCUAUUUAAACAUGGCAUCAAUAGCUGAUCAACUCAAACAAGAAUCAAUCUCCUACGAAUUAUUCACCCAAUGUUUUGUAGUCUAUGAAGAAAACCUAAUCCUAAAUGUCCAUUCCAAUAAGCAUCAACAUAUCCACCAUAUCAAUCCCCAUGAUCCAUUUGAAGCUGGAUCUCUGGCAUAUUCAUCAAUUUUGGCCAUAGCUAAUACUUUGAAUAAGACGAGAUAUUUUAAUAAAGCGAAUUAUGAAAAUUUGAUUACGAAAUUGACAUUAUAUGGAUCUAAAUUGUUGAAGAAACAAGAUCAAUGUCGUUCGGUGUAUUAUUGUGCUCAUUUAUGGUGGUGGUGUGAGACUUUGUUAGAGCCGGGAGAAGUUUCACCUACUGUUGNUGCUCAUUUAUGGUGGUGGUGUGAGACUUUGUUAGAGCCGGGAGAAGUUUCACCUACUGUUGCUAAACCAAAGAAAGAAAAGGAAACAAAGGCUGAAGUUGAAGAGAAGACAUCAGAAGACAAUGAAGAGGAAGUGGAAAGGGUUGAGGUUGAACAAGCCGAGGAUGAGAUAUUAUUAUAUCGUGAUGGAAAACGUGUAUUAGAAUGUUUACAAAAAUCACUUAGAGUAGCUGAUUCAUGUAUGGAUCCAUAUCUUUCACUUAAAUUAUUUAUUGAAAUUUUAGGGAGAUGUUUAAUAUUUAAUAUUUAUGGAAAUGGAUUAAUUGAUUCUAGAUAUAUUAAUGGAUUAAUUGAUUUGAUAAAGACGAAUAUUGAGAAUUUGAGAGAUGAUGAUGAUUCAAAAGUGAUUGAUGAGAAUAUUGGGGGGAACACAGGUGGUAGACCAUAUGGAGAUUUAAAUAAGAAUAGUGAGGAUGGGGGUGGUGACGAGGAUGGAAAAGAGGCAUUCUUAUUUAGACAGAGUCAAAGAUUGUUUAAUAGGACUUUAAGAUAUAUUACUGAACAACAAGAAAUUGAAAAUCGAUUUGAAGGUGUGAUUGUAUAG